UGUAAAUAACUUUUUGCAUAACAAUAAUAGCCAACUCGUUUUUAAAUGACUCACGCUAUCAGGCUCUGAAGAAAAGCAACAAUUUGUCUUAUUGGUUUUUCACGACUCAAUUUGCUACCUCACGUGCGUUGCUCAAGGUGUCAAACUAUGGGCGUGGCUUGUGUCGUCGGGGACGUCAAGGAGCCCAAAACCGGGACAUUUAACUCGAAGCAUGCCACACGUCAGCUGAACCCGACCCGAGCGGCACCGACGAGAUGGGCGAUAAAGAGGGCACCAGAGUGUUCAAGAAGAUCAGCCCCAACGGCAAGCUCAGCGUUUAUCUGGGCAAGCGUGUCUAUGUUGACCACUUUGAUCACGUGGAUCCAGUGGAUGGAGUUAUCCUGGUGGAUCCUGAGUAUCUACAAGAUCGCAAAGUCUUCGUGACCCUGACCUGCGUGUUCCGUUACGGUCGGGAGGAGUCUGACGUCUUGGGUUUGCCAUACCGGAAGGAUCUCUACAUCAGCCUUGUCCAAGCCUUCCCUCGUGUCGCCGAACAGAAGCCACUGAGUGUCCUCCAGGAGAAGCUCCUGCGCAAACUGGGCCAGCAUGCGCACCCAUUCUGCUUCAAUGUAAGACUGCUGAGCCGCGUCACGUCGAGCUGCUUUUUGGGGAGGAGCCUAAUGGGCUGCCGUGUUCAGAUCCCCCCAAACCUGCCCUGCUCGGUCACCCUGCAGCCCGCACACGACGAUGUGGGCAAGGCGUGCGGUGUGGACUUUGAAAUCCAGGCCUACUGCGCCAAGUCAGUCAGCGAGAAGAUCCUUCAAAGGAACGCUGUGGAACUGGUCAUCCGAAAGGUGCAGUACGCCCCGGAGAAGAAAGGCCCGCAACCCAGCGCGGAGAGCACUCGAAGCUUCUUGUUGUCCGAGAGGCCGCUCCACCUCGAGGCAUCGUUAGACAAGGAGCUGUACUACCACGGCGAGCCCAUCAACGUGAACGUGCAUGUCUCCAACAACUCCAGCAAGACUGUCAAGAAGGUGAAGAUCGCAGUGCGCCAGUACACUGAAGUCUGGAUUUUCUUUAAGGAUCAGUUUAAGUGUCCCGUAGCCCAGCUGGAGGUCGACGAGCAGGUCUGCGCCAGUUCCACCUUCUGCCAGGUGUACACGCUGACACCCUCCAUGGGGGAUAACCGCCAUAAGCCAGGCCUGGCGAUGGAUGGCGACCUCAGUCUCCACAACACCAACCUGGCCUCCAGCACUAUAAUGAAUGAAGGCUGCAACAAGGAGACGCUGGGCCUCAUGGUGUCCUAUCGCGUCAAAGUCAAACUGGUGGUGUCUCGGGGCGGGGACAUGGCAGUGGAGCUUCCCUUUUUUUUGAUGCAUCCCAAACCCAGCGACCAAAAGCCAGCGGUUCCACAAGCCGGAGCUGCCGCGGGUACCGACCUCGAUAACGACCCUUCCCCUGAAGCCGACGACCUGGUUAUCCAAGACUUUGGCCGCCUGGAUUUAGAGGGGGAUGAGGGUGACCCUCUGUGUUAACUGUUGUCACGGUUACCAUCGGAGCAGGAGUGACUAUCUUUGAUUAUACGCAAAUAUUUU
Molecule: messenger RNA, 1574 nt
Organism: Syngnathus typhle (broad-nosed pipefish)
Lineage: Eukaryota; Metazoa; Chordata; Actinopteri; Syngnathiformes; Syngnathidae
Gene: arrb2b
Product: arrestin, beta 2b
Exons: 13
Coding region: 255-1514 (419 amino acids)
Biological process (GO): G protein-coupled receptor internalization; signal transduction; positive regulation of ERK1 and ERK2 cascade
Cellular component (GO): cytoplasm
Molecular function (GO): angiotensin receptor binding
Source: RefSeq, a predicted model, not a curated record